AUGGCGAGUGGAAUUCCGAUCUUAAGGAGGGGUCCGGAACAUGGCACCACUGAUGUCAUCUAUGGGGGCCCCAAAAUCAGCCAUGCUCAAAAGGUGGCUCUCAUCCGGUCUGUUGGCACGGAGGAAGUAAAGACAGCGGUGAUGGGAAUGAAAAAAUUCGGGAGUCCUGGCCCUGACGGGAUUCAAGCGGUUUUCUACCAAACCUUCUGGGAAGGGGUCAAAGUUUGGAUCACAUCCUUGGUCAAUGAGGCUCUUACAACGGGAAGGAUUCCGCUUGGACUUCUCGAAGCCUUCAUUACUCUCAUUCCUAAAAAGCAAAACCCCGAAUCAGCUGCUGAUUUUAGGCCUAUCACUCUGCUCAACGUCUCCUUUAAAAUCAUCACCAAGGUGAUCGUGAACAGGAUGCGGCCUAUUAUGAAGAAACUCAUUGGUCAUUUCCAAAAUAGCUUCCUCCCGGGUAGGUCUACAAUGGAUAACAUCAUCCUCACACAGGAAAUCAUCCACUCCAUGCGUCACAAGAAAGGGAAGAAGGGCAGUAUGGCCAUCAAAAUCGAUCUACACAAAGCGUAUGACAGCAUCAGCUGGGAUUUUUUGGAGUCAACUCUUGAGGAUUUUGACCUCCCUCAUCAAAUUAUCAAGCUUGUCAUGUUUUCUUUAAGGGAAAGUUCUAUCUCUCUACUAUGGAACGGAGAGAAACUAGCCCCUUUCCACCCCGGUCGUGGUCUCCGGCAGGGCGAUCCCCUGGCCCCUUAUCUUUUCAUUCUGGUCAUGGAAAAACUCUCAUGGGCGAUCCAGGCUGAAGUGAAUAGUAACAAUUGGAAACCCGUGGUAGUUUCGAGAGGUGGGACUGGUGUCUCCCACUUAUUUUUUGCAGAUGAUCUGAUGCUUUUUGCAGAAGCCUCUCAAGUCCAGGGCCGGAUCAUUAUGGACUGUCUGGAAGAUUUUUCAAGAAGAUCAGGUUUGACCAUUAAUGUGAACAAAUCUUGUAUUUUCUGCAGUCCCAACACUAAUGCAGAGGUAACAACACAGAGUAAAGAGUGGAAUCAAAAAGUCUUUGGGAAUAUUUUCAAAAGGAAGUCCAAUCUGCAAGCUAGGAUCAAGGGCAUUCAAGAAUCUGUCUACUUCCCUUCGUCAAGAGGUUUACAGGUCCUGGAGAAUAAGUUAAUCUCUGAGUUGAAUCAAGUCCUACAGGAAGAAGAAAUUCUUUGGUUUCAAAAAUCAAGAAGGCAGUGGAUUCAAGACGGAGAUAGGAAUACGUCUUUUUACCAUAAGUCAACCUUCAUUAGACGCAACCGGGCUAGAAUCAGGAUGCUCAAAAUAGAUGGCGAGUGGAAUUCCGAUCUUAAGGUAAUCUCAGAUCAUCUUUCUAACUUCUUCAUUGAUUUGUUUGACAGGAGGGGUCCGGAACAUGGCACCACUGAUGUCAUCUAUGGGGGCCCCAAAAUCAGCCAUGCUCAAAAGGUGGCUCUCAUCCGGUCUGUUGGCACGGAGGAAGUAAAGACAGCGGUGAUGGGAAUGAAAAAAUUCGGGAGUCCUGGCCCUGACGGGAUUCAAGCGGUUUUCUACCAAACCUUCUGGGAAGGGGUCAAAGUUUGGAUCACAUCCUUGGUCAAUGAGGCUCUUACAACGGGAAGGAUUCCGCUUGGACUUCUCGAAGCCUUCAUUACUCUCAUUCCUAAAAAGCAAAACCCCGAAUCAGCUGCUGAUUUUAGGCCUAUCACUCUGCUCAACGUCUCCUUUAAAAUCAUCACCAAGGUGAUCGUGAACAGGAUGCGGCCUAUUAUGAAGAAACUCAUUGGUCAUUUCCAAAAUAGCUUCCUCCCGGGUAGGUCUACAAUGGAUAACAUCAUCCUCACACAGGAAAUCAUCCACUCCAUGCGUCACAAGAAAGGGAAGAAGGGCAGUAUGGCCAUCAAAAUCGAUCUACACAAAGCGUAUGACAGCAUCAGCUGGGAUUUUUUGGAGUCAACUCUUGAGGAUUUUGACCUCCCUCAUCAAAUUAUCAAGCUUGUCAUGUUUUCUUUAAGGGAAAGUUCUAUCUCUCUACUAUGGAACGGAGAGAAACUAGCCCCUUUCCACCCCGGUCGUGGUCUCCGGCAGGGCGAUCCCCUGGCCCCUUAUCUUUUCAUUCUGGUCAUGGAAAAACUCUCAUGGGCGAUCCAGGCUGAAGUGAAUAGUAACAAUUGGAAACCCGUGGUAGUUUCGAGAGGUGGGACUGGUGUCUCCCACUUAUUUUUUGCAGAUGAUCUGAUGCUUUUUGCAGAAGCCUCUCAAGUCCAGGGCCGGAUCAUUAUGGACUGUCUGGAAGAUUUUUCAAGAAGAUCAGGUUUGACCAUUAAUGUGAACAAAUCUUGUAUUUUCUGCAGUCCCAACACUAAUGCAGGUACGAAAAGGGACUUAAAGAGGACGAUGGGAAUUCCAGUUUCAGAUAACUUGGGAAACUAUCUUGGCAUCCCGAUCCUUCAGAGGCGUGUCACCAAGCAGUCUUUUGGCUAUAUCCUUGAAGGUAUGAAAAGGAAACUAGCCAAUUGGAAGGCGGAGGCUCUCAGCCUUGCGGGGCGCAGGGUUCUCGUACAAUCUGUGCUGGCAACCCUGCCGGUCUACUCCAUGCAGGUAUUUAAACUCCCCGUGGGGGUCUGCAAUGCCAUUGACAAAGUGUGUAGGGGUUUUCUCUGGGGUGACUCUGAAACUAGCAACAAAAUCCAUCUGGUUGGGUGGAAUGAGGUUUGUAGACCUAAGAGCGCUAGAGGCUUAGGACUCAGACGGUGUGUGGACUUUAACGAAGCCCUGUUGGCCAAACUUGCAUGGCAAAUGAACACUUGCGAUGACAAACUUUGGGUCCGUAUCAUGAAAGAAAAAUAUGUAAAAGCGGGAAAUUUUUUCACGGCGCCAACCCCCCUCCAAUCAUCCUGGGGCUGGAGGAGCAUCCUACGAGGUCGGUCUACCAUCGAACUAGGUGCAGCCUGGAGGGUGGGAACCGGGGAUUCUCUCAACUUUUGGUCGGAUUGGUGGGUUGGUGACAAACCUCUUGGGCUCCUNAUUCUCUCAACUUUUGGUCGGAUUGGUGGGUUGGUGACAAACCUCUUGGGCUCCUCGACAGCGUGUCAAUACCCGACGAGCUUGCUUUCGCUAAGGUUGCAGGCUAUCCUCCCGCGCGAAGAAGUCAACAAGAUCAGAUCCAUUCCGAUUCCACUUGAUGACCUUGUACCAGAUGCUCUAUAUUGGCCGACAUACCCUGGAGGUAUGUUUUCUGUGCAUGAGGCUUACAGGUAUAUUGCAGGAGGAGAUAGCUCAGAUGAAGUGGACUGGGUAUGGAAGGUGAAAACUGCCGAAAGGUGCCGCAUGUUUCUUUGGUUGGCAGCGAAGAACAAACUGCUCACCAAUGUGGUUAGAGCUAGGAGGCAACUUACGGACGAGGAUGGGUGCACGGCAUGCGGAGAGUUUUGCGAAAGCAUCGACCACAUCCUAAUGCAUUGUGACGUUGCACGAACCUGCUGGAGGAAGACCCACACCCCGACGUCUUUCACACUCGGAGCCGCAUCGCCGUUCAUACAGUGGCUAAAGUUCAAUUGCUCAUCGACAGAUAUGUUGAAUGGUGUUCCCUGGAGUCUAAUCUUCAGCUACACAUGCUGGGAAUUAUGGAAAGCUCGCAACAGAAGGAUCUUUGAUCACGUCAAUCCCUCGCCGCAAGAGAUCAUUCGGCGCGCGGAAUUCACAGCCCGUGAUACUUUUAUGUCCGGUCAUCGGCGGAAGCCCGAGCGGAUGGAGAAGACGCGAUGGAUUUUCUGGACUCGACCGAAUCAGGGUUGGGUCAAAAUUAAUACAGAUGGUGCCUACAAGAAAGGUACAGGCCUAGCCAGCGCAGGUGGUUUGGCGCGUGACCAUUUAGGGAAUUGGUUGUAUGGGUUCAUCACAAAAAUUGGGUUUACUAAUAGUUUUGCCGCUGAGCUGUGGGGCCUAAGGGAGGGUCUACGGCUGGCAAAAACUAAGGGUAUUAGGAAAGUGGUUUUAGAAAUGGACUCCGAAUCGGUUGUUGCUCUUCUCAAUGGCGAUCUAGAUGACCACGGGUACUACUCGACACUCAUCAAGGAUUGCCAGUUUCUUUUGGACAGUUUCGAACAACGGACACUCCAACACAUCCUCAGAGAGGGAAUAAAUGUGCGGACCACCUUGCGAACAUAG
Ipomoea triloba (trilobed morning glory) is the source of this 4182-nucleotide messenger RNA. RefSeq lists its product as uncharacterized. The transcript has 4 exons. Gene Ontology annotation, molecular function: RNA-DNA hybrid ribonuclease activity; nucleic acid binding. The record is from RefSeq and is a predicted model, not a curated record. Bases 1 to 4182 code for a protein of 1393 amino acids. Lineage: Eukaryota; Viridiplantae; Streptophyta; Magnoliopsida; Solanales; Convolvulaceae.